Messenger RNA from Glarea lozoyensis ATCC 20868, 1548 nucleotides. RefSeq lists its product as uncharacterized. Lineage: Eukaryota; Fungi; Ascomycota; Leotiomycetes; Helotiales; Helotiaceae. The record is from RefSeq and is a predicted model, not a curated record. Bases 1 to 1548 code for a protein of 515 amino acids. The transcript has 2 exons.
AUGGCGCAAGUUGUUAAUCUCGUCGGCGAGGAUGCUGAGCAGAACCCGAAUAUCAUAGACGACCUCCUAAAGACCUUGGAUGGUUUCGACAGAGGCACCAUCAACACGCUCAGCCAGAUGGAUCUCUCUCCUCUCUCCGCCAUUCCAGGAGAGACCACGAGGCUCUGGACUGAAACCUCGACAACCACGCCUUGUCUCUUCCCCUCCUCCGACUGCUGGACCGCCAAACCACCCUCAACAACCCAGCUUAUUCUUUCGACCUUGGAUUUUCUUGCCGACCCCAACCGUCAGGAAAACCCCCAAAAUAUAGAAUUCAACGUCUUCCACCGUGGAGAAGCUGCCUCCCCUGAUCUUGAACGCAGACUAGCGAUCACGCAGCUGCUAGAACCGGAUCGAGCCAAUCCCGUUCAUUUCAUCGGCUUCAAGAUACGAGAGCUUCCAGAUGAAUUUCUAAAGUGUCCAUUGGCGCUUUCAGAGCACGUGGAGCCGUAUGAGAAGAGCGGGCAUCAACUAAUAUUGACGCCGAAGUAUACACUCUCUGAUUUUCACAUCGAUUCGACAGAUGGACUUUCAGUUCCUCUAGGGGACUGUAAAAAGGUGUGGAUUUGUUUCCCACCAACAGCAAACAAUCUCGAUUUGAUUGCAAGAGAAGAAGGAAGAAAAGCGAAGAUCCGAAGGAUCGGAAAGAAACUUGAAGGAGGUGUGAUUUUCGAAACCACUUCUGAGCACGCGGUCUACUUGCCUGUGGGCUGUAUCCAUGCGGUAUUUACGACCACUGGAGGAUUCUUGAAUGCAAUGGACUUCACAACUCCCGACUCAGUUGGCACGUACGCGUUGCUCUUCAAUGCGAAGAUUGAUCGCAAAAACUCCUCUUUCGGGGAUAGCUGCUUUAACUACUUUGGGAAUAGUGUGGAGUUGUGUUUGGACGAGGGAUUGGACUCUCAGAAUGCGGAGGUGGCGGUCAAAGCCUGGGUGGAGGCUACGGAGAGAGUGUUGGACUAUGCGGAAGAUGAUAGAAAACUUGUUACUGAGUGGAAGGAAAAUUGUAUGGUCUUCUGGAACCAUUUCCUGGAGAAGUACCAGACGCAGAAACUGGCUUGUCCUUGUGGCAAAUCGAAGAAGGGAGAAUUCGUGGAGCAUUUCCGCGAAAAGCAUCUGUGGGCCCCUUCGCGGGAGAAGUCACCACGGCGCUCAAAAUCAAAGACGCCAGGAGCAUCAAAGCGUUCAGGUAGCGGCAGCUCAAAGGCCUCGGGCAGUGGCAGCUCAAAAGCUUCGAAAGCAAAGAAGCCCAAAGCCGGAAAGAAGGGUCCUCCCAAACCAGAAGCAGAGGCAAACGCACCGGCAGCAGAAGCACAAGGAGCAGAGGUCCAAGAAGAAGAUGGCCCGGUAGAGGUCGCAGCACCCGCUCAAGUAGCGGUCAGAGAGGGAUUGAGGUCUGAGAGGAAGCGCGGCCGUGAAGAAGUGGAGGAAGUGGAGGAAGAACCGGCGGCGCCACAAGCUGCAACUCGGGUUUCGAAGAGGAUGAAGAGACCUGUGGUAAAAUCGUGA